AUGACAACAAGUCUUGAGUCAUGUUUGACAGAGAAAGAAGAUAGUGGGAGUAAAGAAAUGGAUUUGGAUUGUUGCUGGAAUGAUGCGGCACAGACUUAUAGCGGUGAUAGUAACUUGGGAGGGGGAGGAGAAGAAGAUGGAGAAGAAGAAGAAGAAGGGACUGAUAUAGUGGCCUUGGAUUUUAACUUCUUGGACAAUGUUGGAUCAUCAUAUUACUACUCUCCUUUUGAGAUUGCAGAGGAGAUUGAGGAACCUGUGGAGCCUGAAUACUGCGGUGAUGAACCUUCAAUGCUCAGGGCUGCUAUGAAGAGGAUGAAGUAUGAAAGGAAAUUCUCGGCUUCUCUCUAUGCUUUCAACGGGAUACCUGAGUGCUUGAAAUUGAGACUUGCAUCACAAAAUGUGAAGGGGAGAGCAAGGUCUGAUCACUCAACCAAACUUCAAAAAGCAUGUGAUGAUUAUAAAGAGGAGGAGAGGAAUGCAAAUGAAGAUAAUACAGAAGUCAUGAAGAAACAGGAGGAAAGGGGUGGUUCGAAUUCGAACAUCAGGACCAGUUUUCAGAGAAAUUUGGCAUCUACUUAUACCCUUCUGAGUGAUGGAAUAAAGCAAGGUUUCAAAAUGGAUUCGCAUCACAUGCACUCUAAAUACUCUGCAUCUUCAACUGAAAAAAUAAUAGAGACUAAAAAAAUGAAGGACGGAAAUUUCACUUUUAUACCUCCCACAUACCACCACAUCACUUGCCGAAUGGAAAGUCCCAAUGAAAACAAUGUAGAAUCUUCUCUAACCUCUGCUAAUUAUUGUUUCUGA
Messenger RNA from Tripterygium wilfordii, 804 nucleotides. RefSeq lists its product as uncharacterized. The transcript is spliced from 4 exons. NCBI's taxonomy places the organism in Eukaryota, Viridiplantae, Streptophyta, Magnoliopsida, Celastrales, Celastraceae. The record is from RefSeq and is a predicted model, not a curated record. The coding region runs from base 1 to 804 and encodes 267 amino acids.